UGAUUCUCAUCAUUUGGAGCUUAGCUGUUCACAUUCCCAAAUCACCGCUCCACCCUGUCUUCAGAGUCAGAGAGCAACAACAGCAAAAAACUGCACUGAGACUCCAGCUAUCAUGUAACAUGACCUCUAUCAAAGCCAACAGAGCCAGGAGGAACGGCUCAUUUUCAGCUGCAGCUUGUUGUGGUGCCUUUCUCUGACCACAGCCCUCUGAACUCUCUCUGUUUUUCCCAGCCACACUCGCUGGUCGGGAGAAACAGCUUAUACUGGAUUCUGGUCGACACUCGGCAGCAGAAGCAGCAGCUCUAAAAGACUUUGCGACAUCAUCUGCCCUGACACUGCAAUGACCUCACUCAGGCUGUUGCCCCUGCUGAACUCCCUCCUCAUCCUCCAAGUCCAUCUUUCCAACCAGUUAGAAGACAACAAGAUCCCUCCCAGUCUGUGCACUGGUCACCCUGGCAUCCCAGGCUCUCCUGGAGUACAUGGCAGUCCUGGUCAGCCGGGGAGAGACGGGAGGGACGGGAGAGAUGCUGCACCGGGGGAGAAGGGAGAGAAAGGGGACAGGGGAGAUCAAGGUGAGACAGGAGCACGAGGCCUGACUGGGGACAGAGGCGACCCGGGAGUAAAGGGGGAGAGGGGGCAGGACGGUGAGUGUGCAGUGGCGCCCAAAUCAGCCUUCAGCGCCAAAUUAUCAGAAGGCCGCACUUUGCCCCUCACUGCAGGCGAAGCAGUCCGCUUUGACAAGAUCAUUCUCAACGAACAAGGUGACUUCAGCACAGAGACAGGACGCUUCACCUGCAAAGUUCCUGGAGUUUACUACUUCUCCGUCCACGCAACAGUCUACCGCGCCAGCCUCCAGUUCGACCUGAUGAAGAACUCACACGCGGUGGCAUCUUAUUUCCAGUUCUAUGGCAACUGGCCCAAACCAGUGUCUCUGUCAGGCGGCUCCCUGCUCCACCUCAUCCCUGGUGACCAGGUGUGGGUCCAGAUGGCUCUGUCUGAGUACAAUGGCUUUUACUCCAGUACAAAGACAGACAGCACAUUCACCGGCUUCCUGGUGUAUUCCGACUGGAAAAACUCUGCUGUGUUUGCAUGACAUGUGCUCAUGAACGAAACAAAAAAAGUCAUACCCCACUUUGGGAAAUGAACCACAACCUCUUUUCCCUAUUUUUCUUAAUAUGAGAAGUUCUGGAGAGACACAAGUGAAUAAGAUGUGACACGGUACAUCUGUAUUUGUGUAAUUAGUUUAAAAACACACCAGACAAUGUUACAUGAAUAGCACAUACUGUGCUGGUGAAGUGUGAGGUACCGCAGUAAUGCUUAUUCACUGUUGCAGCCUUUUUUUCAAACUGCUAUGUCACUUAAUUCUUGUAACAGAUGUUGUGACAGCAGCUUCCAGCCAACUCCAGAUCACACAUUCAAACAGCUUCUACGCUAUUAUAGCACUUUUAUGUCACAUCGAUGCACAGUGGACGUGGAAAAAUGAAUAAAUCAUCACAGUUUUCAAAACA
Acanthopagrus latus (yellowfin seabream) is the source of this 1508-nucleotide messenger RNA. It is a transcript of the gene c1qtnf5, whose product is annotated as C1q and TNF related 5. Gene Ontology annotation, molecular function: protein binding. The record is from RefSeq and is a predicted model, not a curated record. NCBI's taxonomy places the organism in Eukaryota, Metazoa, Chordata, Actinopteri, Spariformes, Sparidae. The transcript is spliced from 5 exons. The coding region runs from base 341 to 1093 and encodes 250 amino acids.